AUGGCGUCUCGGCCCUGUGCCCUGCUCCUGGGAGGCACGGUCAGCUCCAGCUUGGACAGCGACUACCAAACAAAUGACAAGUGCUGCGCCAAAGCCUUCAUGUCGGGAUGUCCGGAUUACAAAAGGGACCACUUACCUAAAGUUCAGCAACACACCUCGUACAUAGGAGAAAAGAGUCCAGAGUCAGAAAAGACGGGAGACCUCCUGUACCUAUGGAGACCUGCCUCAGACCGAAGUGUGCCAGCCAAGUACAAGCACGAAUACGUCGGGGAGGUCGGCUGGGGCAUCCCCAAGUACAACUUCAUCAACAAGUCAAGGCGCGCGAGUGGCUUCCAUAUCAAGUAUGGAGAACUAAGUCUUGAUGCUAUAGAUAAAUUAACCCACAGAUUUCAAAACCCAUGGCAGCCGAAGCCAUCCAUCCUGGACCAGCAGGGCAGAUACAGCCGCGCCUUCCUGGCCUGGCAUGUGGGCGACCAUGAGGACACCCACCAGAGAGACUCUGAAGGGGCCGCUCUCGUCAGGCAGAGUAAAUCUUCACCAAGAAAGGCCCAGCCCCCAAGGCUGCCAGCAUUAGCAACGAAGGAAGAGGCCAGCCCACGUGACCCCACCCUGCCUGGGCCCACAGUGCCAGUGGGCUUCUCCCUGAGGGAGCUGGCCAUGCAGGACUGUGAGGCAAACUUCGUGCGGCAGCGGGCUGGGCAGACUGGUCACUGUUCAGGACCCCAGAUGGCGUGA
This is a messenger RNA of Octodon degus (degu), 735 nucleotides long. It is a transcript of the gene Spmip2, whose product is annotated as chromosome unknown C4orf45 homolog. The record is from RefSeq and is a predicted model, not a curated record. Bases 1 to 735 code for a protein of 244 amino acids. The transcript has 5 exons. NCBI's taxonomy places the organism in Eukaryota, Metazoa, Chordata, Mammalia, Rodentia, Octodontidae.